Silurus meridionalis is the source of this 3244-nucleotide messenger RNA. It is a transcript of the gene ficd, whose product is annotated as FIC domain protein adenylyltransferase. Gene Ontology annotation, molecular function: protein binding. The record is from RefSeq and is a predicted model, not a curated record. Lineage: Eukaryota; Metazoa; Chordata; Actinopteri; Siluriformes; Siluridae. Bases 897 to 2246 code for a protein of 449 amino acids. The transcript is spliced from 3 exons.
CGUCACAGUUACCGGAAGUGGACAACGGCGUUAAGAGCAGAGCCUGGAUGGGGAUGAAAGAAGUAUUUUAUAAUAAAGAAAAAUCAGCCGAUUUAUUACAUUUUUCUUUGCUUUGUUGAAAGAAACCGAAGUGAAAAGGUAAGUCUGUAGUAGUUUGAGUCUGAACGCAGUUGUUCUGUUCAGACGUGUUUUGUGAAAGUGUUAAUGCUUUGGAUUAUAUAGAAUACAGAAUAGAUUGUGAGGUUUAAAAAAAAAACAUUUCUGGGGUUAGAAGUAAAUGAUACAGCAAAUUAUGUGGCGAUAAUAAUUGUACAUCUGCUGUUAUACAGGAGCUGAAUAUGUUGCAUCAUACAGCAUCACAGAUACUCUCUUUCAACAGCCGGUUUACUUUAAAAUCUGUCUGUUUGUUGUGAAAGGUUUGGAAACACCUAGUCUUAUGAGGUUUUUUUUUUUUUUUUAACACACAUGCAUGUUCCUUUUGUUAGUCAAAGGCAAAAAGACACAAGAAUUUUAACCUUGAACAUGUUCUGUAGACAGAGGAGUCCAAAUUGGACUUUUUUGUCUCUAACAGAAUAAUAUAUGAAGAAUUUCACAGUCAAACAUGGAAAUUAUACCUUAUACCUGGUGAAAGGAAUCAAGAACCAACAGAUCUACCAUUCCAUAAUUCAACACCAUGCAAUUCCAUCUGGACUGUGGAUUAUUGGAACUAACUUCACCGUACAACAUGGGAAUAAGUCAACGUGUACGUCCAAGCUCUCUAAACCUUGAAGUGCCAGCAGUUGGCUGGAGCGUUAUCUAUCACUGAACAGCCUGCCCAGUCACUGGAACUGCUCUGAUAGGAGCUGGAUCUCAAGAAUGCUGGACAUGAGGCUCGAUAAAGCAGAACGUUCGGACUGAUGGCAACGAUAACAGUGUUGCGUCACGUCAGCACUAGUCCUCUGCUAUGCGGCUGGGGACCUGUUCUCUUCGUCCUGCUGGGCUCGGUGUUAGUCCUGCUGCUGCCUCUGGUGGGUGUGGAGGAGAAAUGUUGUGCCAAACUGAAAGGCAUCUCCCGCUUGCGCUGCCAUCGGUGGGGCAACACCUAUCAUGAUGUGGGGUACUCAACAAGCCUGACUGUACCCUACACUGCCCUUGACCUCCUACCUCAAAAGCCCAAGCCCAAUAAAGAGUCACAGUUGGAGGCAAAGGCAGCUCUCCAUCAGGCCCUGGAAAUGAAGAAGCAGGGGAAAAGGGAGAAGGCACACAAACUUCUCGUCUACGCAUUGAACAUAAACCCAGACUUUGCAGACGCCCUCACCGAGCUAGGCACCAUCCUAGAGGAGGAGAAGGAUGUUGUUCAGGCUGACCACCUGUACAGCAAAGCACUCACCAUUUCACCCUGCCACCAGAGGGCACUGGUGAGCCGUGAUCGCACACUUCCCCUAGUAGAGGAGAUCGACCAGCGUCACUUUGGAGUCAUCGACGCCAAAGUGCAACGACUUAUGGCCAUCCCAAAAGGCAACUCUGCUCUUCGACGGAUCCUGGAGGAGACCUAUUACCACCAUAUUUACCAUACAGUGGCCAUCGAAGGCAACACUCUGACUCUGUCCGAGAUCCGGCACAUCAUCGAGACAGGCUACGCUGUACCGGGGAAAAGCCUGCACGAGCAGAACGAAGCUAUUGGUGUUGACGCUGCCAUGAAGUACAUCAACACCACACUACUGUCACGCCCUGGUGCCAUCACAGUCGGUGAUAUCCUGGACAUCCAUCGGCGAGUGCUGGGACACGCUGAUCCAAUAGAAGCGGGGCGAUUCAGAGCAAGCCAGGUGUUUGUCGGCCACCACAUUCCACCGCAUCCAGGCGAUGUGGAGCGGCACAUGCAGGAGCUAGUACAAUGGCUCAGUUCAGACGAAGCUCUGCACCUUCACCCGGUCGAAUUUGCUGCUCUGGCGCACUAUAAACUCGUCUACAUCCACCCGUUUGUCGAUGGAAACGGACGGACCUCGAGGCUCCUGAUGAACCUAGUGCUAAUGCAGGCAAAUUACCCGCCGAUCUCUAUCCGGAAAGAGCAAAGGGCCGAGUAUUACGCCGCCUUAGACACAGCUAACGAGGGCGACAUUCGGCCGUUCAUUCGCUUUAUUGCCAAGUGUACGGAGAUCACGCUGGACACACUGCUCAUAGCUACGACUGAACACGCAGUGGGUUUGCCUGAUGCUAGCAAUCAGGCUUGUCCUGACUGUAAACAGACUAUACCGGCGCAUAAUUGAAUAAUUGAUUAUGGAGGCGUAGACAUGGUGUGGAUUACAGUGAUCGCUUUUGGACCCGUGGGUUACUCAAGAGUCAUCAUUCUUACAACCACUAAAGUGAAACUGGACUUUGCUCAUUACAAAACUCUUAUUUGUAAGUUGUAACUUGUUGAGUGGAAACAAAGGUUUCAUUUUUGUACCUGAAUCUUGCUGCCAUUUAAUACUUUGACCAUUUGUUGCUUGAGAAAGUCAAAUCAUACCAUAAUUUAUUACAAAUGUCUGAAAUUUACUUAUAGUUAAGUUUGCUUCUUUUAGAAGUAGGCAAGUAUAAUUCAUAAAUACCUUUCUUUUUCUUUCAGCAAAUGGUUCUUGGGAGAACUAUUUAAAUACUUUGCCUCAAAAUAUUAGAUGCAAUAAGUCAGGAUGUAAAACACCAAUUCUUUGCUUGGCUUCAAUUUAAUUUUGUCUAUUUCUAUUUUGCGCGUUUCAAAUCGUUUUCCAUUUUAUUAGCCAUCAUAGCAGCUAAUCUUAAGACUGAGAAAAAUUGGCUAACGAUCAGUGUUUUUGUGCAAGUGUUCUUGAUCGUUUUUGGCUAGAAAGGGCUAGUAGUCAUUUAUCCUGAACAAUAAUGGAGAUUUUAAUAAUUUAGCAGUGCAUGCAAAUUUUUCCCUAUUAUUUUGUUUUUACAUUUUGAAAAAUAUAGAAGAUAUUUUCCAGCAUUUUAGUCGUUCUUGUACACGGGUACGAGCUAGUUAUGCUAACUUUAGUUACGCUCAUACAGAAAGCUAGUAAGCUACACUUUUACCUACAUCGUAAGUGCCAUUGUUGACAGUGUUUUGUGGGAUUUGCAUCUUUCUUUUAUUUCUCAUGAGAGUAUUUUAGUUUUUAACCACAGUACCACUUUUGUGCCUCAUGUUGGAGGUUUGCACCGAGAAGCACUUUAUAUAUUUCGGAAACGUUAUUUAUUUUGUAUGAAAAAUAAAUGUGUAUGAAAGUAUGAUUAAAUUAUUUAGAUCAGC